Panicum virgatum (switchgrass) is the source of this 626-nucleotide messenger RNA. RefSeq lists its product as uncharacterized. Bases 230 to 595 code for a protein of 121 amino acids. NCBI's taxonomy places the organism in Eukaryota, Viridiplantae, Streptophyta, Magnoliopsida, Poales, Poaceae. The transcript is spliced from 3 exons. The record is from RefSeq and is a predicted model, not a curated record.
AGGGCGCUGUGCGCGCCGCGCGUCUCACGCUGCCGCUCACCACUGCACCUCUCUCCCCCUCCAUCGCCUCUCUCGCGCGCAGGUGCCGCCGUGGCCGUGCCGGCCGAGCCUGCCUGCACCGCCCGCUUGCGCUGCUGCUGCCUGCGCUGCUGCCGCGGCGCAGAGCUCGCCAGUCGCGCCGCGCGUGCCCCUGCCCAGCGCCGCGCGUGCGCCAUGCCCGCCCCGUACCAUGCCGGCGCGCGCCCCGGCUUCGCCUGGCCCUACUGGCCGCUGCGCCGGCUCGCUCUACCGCCGGUUUGCCUCGCUGCCGGCGAGAACGCCGCCGCCAUGGCCGCCUCCACCACGGCUACCGCAGACAGCUCAUCUCCGGCCAUCUCCCGCCGCGCCGAGCACCUCCCAAGGUACGAUAGAUGAACCACGUGAAGGACGUGAUAUUGGAACCGAACACGAAGACGAUGUUUGGUGGACAUAUCCAGAAGAGGCAAAGAACCAGGAGUACAUGCUUGGACCGGAAUACUCGCCAAGCAAGUGUCAUCUAACAAACACUGACGUAGUGUUAAUCCCAGGUAUAGAAGCUAACCAGGAUUCGCAUUAGUGGGCUCGAUGUGACGUCCUCACGUGUUCAU